Messenger RNA from Saccharomyces kudriavzevii IFO 1802, 627 nucleotides. RefSeq names its product flavodoxin-like fold family protein (gene RFS1). The coding region runs from base 1 to 627 and encodes 208 amino acids. The transcript has a single exon. NCBI's taxonomy places the organism in Eukaryota, Fungi, Ascomycota, Saccharomycetes, Saccharomycetales, Saccharomycetaceae. The record is from RefSeq and is a predicted model, not a curated record. Gene Ontology annotation, molecular function: oxidoreductase activity; FMN binding.
AUGCCAAAAAUUGCUAUUUUGAUUUACUCAGUGGACAACACAAUCGCCAAAUUAGCAGAAAAUGAGAAGAAGGGUAUUGAGAUAGCUGGUGGUGAGGCUGAGAUUUUCCAAGUGCCAGACAUUAACUACAAAAGUGAUUUGGAACAAGAAGAGGAGGGAGGCAAAGCCAGGAAGACCAAUGCUGAUUUCCCCUACAAGAUCGUAACAAGAGAAACGUUGGUCGAGCACGACUACUACUUAUUAGGUAUCCCUACUAAGUUCGGUAACUUCCCUGCGGAAUGGAAAAACUUCUGGGAUUCUAACACUGGUGGUCUUUGGGCGAAAGGUUCCCUCCAUGGUAAAAUUGCCGGUUUGUUCGUUUCGGGCGCAAUAAGCGGCAAGGGGGAUACAGAAAUGUGCAUUAUGAACGCAAUGAGUACCCUUGUCCACCAUGGAAUCAUCUACAUCCCAUUAGGGUACAAAAACGCUUACAAGGAAUUGACCAACAUUGACGAUGUCAACGGCUCCUGCGCUUGGGGGGCAGGAUGCGUCUCUGGAGUAGACGGCGACAGACCUCCCAGUGUGUCGGAGUUGAAAGUUCACCAACUUCAAGGGAAGACGUUUUACGAGCGCAUUAAAGAUUUGUAA